Talaromyces amestolkiae is the source of this 621-nucleotide messenger RNA. RefSeq lists its product as uncharacterized. The transcript has a single exon. The coding region runs from base 1 to 621 and encodes 206 amino acids. The record is from RefSeq and is a predicted model, not a curated record. Lineage: Eukaryota; Fungi; Ascomycota; Eurotiomycetes; Eurotiales; Trichocomaceae.
AUGCCUCUUACUCCAGAGGAAAUCAUCAAAGACUACGUCGACGACGGGAGUUCCGUCGAACGUGUCAACUGGCGCAAAAGAAAACUAAAAUUCGCCAUCGUCGAGUCCAAUCCAGCAUGGCCACAGCGAUUCCUCGACACCAAGGCACGGAUCGAAGCUGAACUAGGCCCAACGGCGGUCGCCAUCAACCAUGUAGGAUCUACCAGUGUUCCAGGUCUGCCGGCAAAAGAUGUCAUCGACAUGGAUCUGGUAGUAAAGGACAUCAACGACGAGGACUCCUAUGUCGCCCCUCUCGAGCGGCUGGGCUUUCUAUUUCUAUUUCGUGAGCCAGCCUGGCAUCAACAUCGCUUCUUCGUCGACGAAGGAGAUCGCGAUGGUGCAUAUCCGAUCAAUCUCCACGUGUUUGGGCCGGAUUGCCCGCAAGUCGAGACACACCGGAUCUUUCGCGAAUGGCUAGUAAAGACACCAGAUGACUUGCUGCUAUACGCGACGGUGAAAAGGGAGUGUGCUGCGGCUGCUGAAGCAGCGGGUGAAUCGAUGCAAGAAUAUACCGUGCGGAAGGAUAAAGUAGUAGGGGAGAUUUUGAACAGAGCAUUUCGUGAUUUGGGUUACAUCAAGUGA